This is a messenger RNA of Fusarium subglutinans, 1119 nucleotides long. RefSeq lists its product as uncharacterized. The transcript is spliced from 2 exons. NCBI's taxonomy places the organism in Eukaryota, Fungi, Ascomycota, Sordariomycetes, Hypocreales, Nectriaceae. The record is from RefSeq and is a predicted model, not a curated record. The coding region runs from base 1 to 1119 and encodes 372 amino acids.
AUGGUCUUAUUCUCCCAGGUUCAAGCGCUUGAGAACGAGCUUUUUCGUAUUAUUGAACGAGCAGAGCCUAGUGCCUCCGAGGCUCUAGAGGAUACACAGACGUCAGACACCACAGACACGGGAUCUGAUGAGACAGAUUCUCUAUCAGAGACACCUCGGCUAAAAGAAGAAGUGGUGACACCGGAGGAUAACAUCCGGGCCGACCCUGACUCUAGCUACAUCGGCGAUUGUUUCAUCGAUCAGUCCGAGAAGAAUUUUAUGCAAUUGCUCAAGAAUGGAUCUCCGCAGUAUAUCGAUGGUUACAGAGUAUCUCCCGAGCAACGAUAUUUCGAAUUGCGUGUUGCUUUCAAAGAGAGUACUAAAAAGCCUGUCCAUCACUGGAUUCCAGAGGCCACGGUUCAAAAGUUUGAUAAUGCUGCUGUUUGCACAUACUGGCACGCCCGUAUGGGUGCCGACGGAAGGCCUGCAGGGCGGCCCUACGACGAAGUUGAUGUUCAAGUCCUCAAGAUCGUUGGAUUUAAGGACAGGAGCCAAGGAGACUUUUGGGUUCAGACCGUAGGAGAUCCUGUCCUCCACCCUGAUCUCAUACCCACAAUCGAAAAAUGGUCAGAGGAUCCAGAAGAACCAGAAGGUAAAGCCUUGUUCCGAUAUAGACCUACCUAUCUACCCGUUGCUGAGGUGCGAGACAAAUGGCCUCGCCAGUACGAGCACUGGCUGAACCGACCAAAGCGACGAGAAGAUCGCAAGUCUCUCCAAUUACUGUAUGGUCACCGAGAAAACCCCAACUACGAGCGAUUUGAGAUCUCAAGGCUGGCUUUUAACUGGGCUCCGACAUGGUGUGACGAGAGAGUUGUCCAUAAUUCGCAUCCUUUUGCUCUUCUUACUUACUUUAAGAGCGACCCAGACGUGCGAACAGGGGGAAAUAACACGUCACUGAUUCCACCAAGACUAUUCAAAAUUGUUCGAUGGCGUCGGGGUGAUGAGGGACAACUUCUUUUCACCUACCAAAAAGUAGGAGAGUCUGAACUUGAGGAUGAUUUAGAGGAGAGAAAUUUGGAAGGUAUAGAGAAGCUUGAUAAGAAGAUGCUUAGUGCAUAUAGGAAGAAAAAUAGGUUAUAA